Messenger RNA from Diaporthe amygdali, 1443 nucleotides. RefSeq names its product carboxypeptidase S1. The transcript is spliced from 8 exons. The record is from RefSeq and is a predicted model, not a curated record. Gene Ontology annotation, biological process: proteolysis. Gene Ontology annotation, cellular component: fungal-type vacuole. Gene Ontology annotation, molecular function: serine-type carboxypeptidase activity. Lineage: Eukaryota; Fungi; Ascomycota; Sordariomycetes; Diaporthales; Diaporthaceae. The coding region runs from base 1 to 1443 and encodes 480 amino acids.
AUGUCUCUGCGUGUUCUGGCCCUUCUGGGCCUUGCGAGCUUGGCAGCCGCCGCUCCCAAGGUGAAGGACUCCACCAGCACAGUCCACAAGCGAUAUAUCGAGGAGCGAAAUGGAGUCACCUACAAUGUCUUCAAGCGCGCUGGCGACACAGCUUCCCUGUCCUACGUUAAGAACAGCGGUAUCUGUGAAACCACCCCAGGUGUUGAUCAGUACUCUGGGUAUUUGGACGUCGGGACCGACAUGCACAUGUGGUACUGGUUCUUCGCUGCUCGGAGCGCGCCGACGACAGCACCCCUGGUCCUCUGGCUGAAUGGUGGACCUGGAUGCUCGUCGAUGAUCGGGCUGUUCCAAGAACACGGGCCCUGCCACUUUGUCGACGGAAGCAGCAAGCCAAGCCUGAACCAAUACUCUUGGAACACCUACGCCAACAUGCUCUACGUUGAUCAGCCUAUCGGCACUGGCUUCAGCUAUGGUGAUGAUGAGGCUACAUCGACCGUCAGCGCUGCCGCGUACGUCUGGACAUUCCUGCAAAACUUCUACGCCGCCUUCCCUGACUACGAGUCUCGCGACUUCGGUCUGUGGACUGAGUCCUACGGUGGUCACUAUGGCCCCGAGUUCGCUGCCUACUUCGAAGCUCAGAACGCCAAGGUUGCUGCUGGGACCAUUACUGGCGAGAAGAUCAACUUGGUCGCAUUAGGCAUCAACAACGGCUGGAUAGACCCUGUGCUUCAGUACCAGGCAUACCCAAUCUUCGCCUAUAACAACACGUACAAGCAGCUCAUCACUGCGAGCCAGUACAAAUCAUACAUGAGCGCCUACACCAGCAAAUGUGUUCCGGCAAUGGCAUCAUGCACAGGUCUCACUGGUAACAACAACGCCUGCCUCAGUGGGGACAACACGUGCCGCUCCGCCGUGGAGUCGCCAAUCGAGAACGCCAACGAUUUCAACGUCUACGAUGUGCUCGAGCCCAGUAGCGAGCAGUCCACCGACCCACCGGAGACAUACGUCGACUACCUUCAAACUCAAUCUGUCAUGACUGCCAUAGGCGCACAAACGACCUACGGAGAGUGCCCUGAUACGCCAUACAACAAGAUGGUUGGUUCGGGAGACGAAGCCCGAUCAUUCCUCGAGCCUUUGUCGGAAGUCGUGCGGUCAGGUGUCAACGUCUUGGUCUGGGCUGGCGAUUUAGACUGGAUUUGCAACUGGUACGGAUCUCAGCUGGUCGUGAACUCUAUCAACUACACGGACAGCGCAACCUUCCAGUCUACCAAGCUCGCCGAGUACACUGUCAGUGGCAAGUCUGCCGGCCAGUUCAAGACUGCUGGUAACUUGAACUUCCUUCGUGUUUACGAGGCUGGACACGAGGUGCCUUACUAUCAACCCGUUGCGGCACUGCAAGCUUUCACGCAGAUCAUGUCGGGCAAGCCCCUUUCGUCAACUUAA